UCCAUCUCUACUACCCUGUGAGGUUUUGGCUGGCUGCGGGCGGCCGCGUAUCUUAUCGCUGCGCACAUCAAUGGAGAUGACCUCCGCCAUGGAGCUUAGCCUUGAGCAGAUCAGGAAAGAGGCCGUUGAUCUGGAGAACAUCUCUAUGGAGGAAGUGUUUGCCUUCCUUAAAUGCUGCAAGGAAGGGCUCAGCACCGAGGAAGCCCAGAAACGCGUCCUCAUGUUUGGUCCCAAUAAAUUAGAAGAAAGAAAGGAGAGCAAGGUGCUCAAGUUCCUAAUGUUUAUGUGGAACCCGCUGUCGUGGGUGAUGGAGAUGGCCGCCGUGAUGGCCAUCGCGCUCGCCAACGGCGACAACCGGCCGCCGGACUGGCAGGACUUUGUCGGCAUCGUGGUGCUCCUCGUCAUCAACUCGACCAUCUCCUUCGUCGAGGAGAACAACGCCGGGAGCGCCGCGGAGGCGCUCAUGGCCAACCUCGCGCCCAAGACCAAGGUGCUGCGGGACGGCCAAUGGAGCGAGGAGGACGCGGCGGUGCUCGUCCCGGGCGACAUCAUCAGCAUCAAGCUCGGCGACAUCGUCCCGGCCGACGCCCGCCUCUUGGAGGGCGACGCGCUCAAGAUCGACCAGUCGGCGCUCACCGGCGAGUGCCUCCCGGUCACCAAGAGCCCCGGCAGCAGCGUCUACUCGGGGUCCACGUGCAAGCAGGGCGAGAUCGAGGCGGUCGUGAUCGCCACCGGCGUGCACACCUUCUUCGGCAAGGCGGCGCACCUCGUCGACAGCACCAACCAGGUCGGCCACUUCCAGAAGGUGCUCAAGGCCAUCGGCAACUUCUGCAUAGGUGCCAUCGCCAUGGGCGUAAUCGUCGAGGUCGUCGUCAUGUACGCGGUCCAGCACCGCCGCUACCGCGAGGGCAUCGACAACCUCCUCGUGCUGCUGAUCGGCGGCAUCCCGAUCGCCAUGCCCACAGUGCUGUCCGUCACCAUGGCGAUCGGAUCCCACAAGCUGUCGCUGCAGGGCGCUAUCACCAAGCGCAUGACCGCCAUCGAGGAGAUGGCGGGCAUGGACGUGCUCUGCAGCGACAAGACCGGCACGCUCACCCUCAACAAGCUCAGCGUCGACCGCACCCUCGUUGAGAUCUUCGCCGCGGGCGUUACGAAGGACGACGUUAUCUUGUUCGCCGCCAGGGCGUCUAGGGUGGAGAACCAGGACGCCAUCGACGCCGCCAUGGUCGGUAUGCUGGGUGACCCGAAGGAGGCCAGGGACGGCAUCGAGGAGGUGCACUUCUUCCCGUUCAACCCCGUCGACAAGCGAACGGCUCUCACCUACAUCGAUCUGGCCGAUGGGAGCUGGCACCGUGUCAGCAAGGGUGCACCAGAACAGAUACUGGCUCUCUGCAACUGUGGAGACGACGUGUGCAACUUGGUUCACACUGUGAUAGACAAAUAUGCCGAGCGUGGUCUUCGAUCUCUUGCGGUUGCAAGACAGCAAGUUCCGGAGAAGAGCAAAGAGAGCCUCGGAGAUCCAUGGGAAUUCGUUGGUCUGCUUCCUCUGCUGGACCCUCCGAGGUCGGACAGCUCCGACACAAUCAAGCGCGCGCUCGACCUCGGUGUCAACGUCAAGAUGAUCACCGGUGACCAGCUCGCCAUUGCCAAGGAGACCGGGAGACGGCUAGGGAUGGGCACCAACAUGUACCCGUCGUCCGCUCUGCUCGGGCAGAGCAAAGAUGAAGCCACCGCUUCGGUCCCCGUGGACGACUUGAUCGAGAAGGCCGACGGCUUUGCUGGCGUCUUCCCAGAGCACAAGUACGAGAUCGUAAAGAGGCUGCAGGAGAUGAAGCACAUCUGCGGGAUGACGGGAGACGGGGUGAACGACGCGCCCGCCCUGAAAAAAGCCGACAUCGGAAUCGCCGUGGCGGGAGCCACUGAUGCGGCACGGAGCGCCUCCGACAUCGUUCUUACCCAAGAAGGCCUCAGUGUCAUCAUCAGUGCCGUGCUCACCAGCAGGGCCAUCUUCCAGAGAAUGAAGAACUACACUAUAUACGCGGUGUCGAUCACUAUUCGUAUUGUGCUCGGAUUCUUGCUGAUUGCAUUGAUAUGGAAAUUUGAUUUCUCGCCAUUUAUGAUCCUGGUCAUCGCCAUUCUAAACGAUGGCACUAUCAUGACUAUUGCCAAGGACAGAGUCAAACCGUCGCCGCUCCCCGAUAGCUGGAAGCUAAAUGAGAUCUUUGCCACGGGCGUGGUGUAUGGAACCUACAUGGCUGUGAUGACCGUGGUGUUCUUCUGGGCCAUGAGAAGCACAGACUUCUUCUCUAACACCUUCCACGUGAGAUCUCUGCGCGGCAGCACCGAGGAGAUGAUGUCUGCCCUGUACCUGCAAGUCAGCAUCAUCAGCCAGGCCCUCAUCUUCGUGACGCGGUCUCGCAGCUGGUGCUUCGCCGAACGCCCCGGCUUCUUGCUGUGCGCAGCGUUCGUGAUCGCGCAGAUCGUUGCCACUCUGAUUGCAGUGUGGGCCGACUUUGGGUUCGCCCACAUCAGAGGAAUCGGGUGGGGGUGGGCGGGCGUCAUCUGGCUCUACAGCGUCGUCACCUUCGUCCCGCUCGACCUGUUCAAGUUCGCCAUCCGCUACGUGUUGGCUGGCAAGGCCUGGAACAAUCUCCUGCAGAACAAGACGGCCUUCACGACGAAAAAGAACUACGGCGGGGAGGAGCGCAUGGCGCAGUGGGCGACGACGCAGCGCAGCCUGCACGGCCUCCCGGUGACCGAGCCCGAGGCCGGCGGCAGGCGCAGCGGCAGCUUCGUGGAGUUGUCGGAGGUCGCCGAGCAGGCCAGGCGACGAGCCGAGUUCGCGAGGCUUCGCGAGAAGAACACCCUUAGGGGCCAGCUGGAGUCGUCGGCGAGGCUCCGCGGCGUCGACCUCAACGCGAUCAAAUCGCCGUUCUACAGCGUGUAGACGGGCGGAGUAGUUUGUCGGGGCCACCUUGCCUCGCUAAGUUGUUACGCAAGUUACGUUUGUUUGUUUUUUUUAUUUUGAACAUUAAAUUUAAUUUUGUUUAUUCAUCAUC
Messenger RNA from Zea mays, 3059 nucleotides. RefSeq names its product plasma membrane ATPase. Gene Ontology annotation, cellular component: membrane. Gene Ontology annotation, molecular function: P-type proton-exporting transporter activity; ATP hydrolysis activity; ATP binding. Gene Ontology annotation, biological process: proton export across plasma membrane. Lineage: Eukaryota; Viridiplantae; Streptophyta; Magnoliopsida; Poales; Poaceae. The transcript is spliced from 13 exons. The coding region runs from base 71 to 2947 and encodes 958 amino acids. The record is from RefSeq and is a predicted model, not a curated record.